AUGACCACACCCCCUAGCAGCAGUUAUACCAUUGCAUCAUGUGAUACAACCCCUCAGCAUUACCCUCUCUCACCUCAACUAUCAACAGAGCCUAGACUACCUAGCAUCCCACAAGAGGUGCAGUCUGAGCCACCUAUAUUAACUCCUACUCCUGAAGGCACUUGCCCCACUCGGACUCACCAGUUACCUGCACGAUUUAGAGAUGAGCCUCCUGAGCCACCUCCCCCUGUCCAACCACCACCACCACCAGCCAUUCGCCGAGUAAUUCUCCAUGUUUUUGACUCUUUACAGACAUCCAUAAAUCUAUUUGGUAUUGGAAGGGAGUACCAUCAUCGACUGACACACAACCCAGAUGCAUUUGUCUCUGCAGACCAGCUAUCCAACUUUCAUCCAGAUUCAAACCCUGAACCAUCCAAUACCAGGGUAGUGUCUUCCCCGAAGCCACCUCCUUGGCCUUGCAACCAAUUGUCUGAAGCUAAGGUAACUCAACUAGUCAAGGAAGUCCUAUCAGUGGAAGAUUUCAGUGUACAGGAUCUGAAUGGCUUCAAUGCCCAUACAGAAAUGGGGCAUUUUGAUUUGUCUGAAGCCAGUCUUGAUGACAAUGAUAUCUUCCAAAGGGACAGUUGGAAAGAGACAGCUGCAGAGAUUCUGGUGCUGACUAGGGAGAGAAAUCCAAGUGGGAAUGGACAGCCGUUUACUGUUCCAGGGUUCCAGUACUGUCCGCUCACAGCCAUGAUUCGUGCUGCUUUCUCCGAGGCAGCAUCAAAAUGGUUUCACUUCACUCCCUUCAAGCGCUUUUGGAUGUCCCCUGUAACUGGUCAAGAGCAGCAUCUCUAUGAUGAGCUCUAUACAUCAGAUGCAUGGAUUAAAGCACACGAUGAUUUGCAGAAGGAGAAGAGAAGUGACAGUUGUACCUUGGAGAGAGUCAUUGCUGGGCUUAUGUUUUGGUUGGAUUCAACACACUUAGCGCAGUUUGGGAAUGCUUCGGCAUGGCCAGUUUAUCUAUUUUUCAGAAACCAGUCCAAGUACAUGCGCACCUGCCCUACCUCCGGUGCAUGCCAUCCUGUAGCAUUCAUUCCUACUCUACCAGAAGUGAUCAAUCAAUUUAUUGCACAGAUUACCCUAGUUAAAAGGAAGAGUUACGAGGAUGUUCUAGCUCAUUGCAAGUGA
Messenger RNA from Suillus subaureus, 1170 nucleotides. RefSeq lists its product as uncharacterized. NCBI's taxonomy places the organism in Eukaryota, Fungi, Basidiomycota, Agaricomycetes, Boletales, Suillaceae. The transcript has 3 exons. Bases 1 to 1170 code for a protein of 389 amino acids. The record is from RefSeq and is a predicted model, not a curated record.